Messenger RNA from Lycium barbarum (goji berry), 1308 nucleotides. Its product is annotated as protease Do-like 5, chloroplastic. Gene Ontology annotation, biological process: proteolysis. Bases 65 to 997 code for a protein of 310 amino acids. NCBI's taxonomy places the organism in Eukaryota, Viridiplantae, Streptophyta, Magnoliopsida, Solanales, Solanaceae. The transcript has 8 exons. The record is from RefSeq and is a predicted model, not a curated record. Gene Ontology annotation, molecular function: serine-type endopeptidase activity.
ACGUAGGCAACGUUAUCUGGUUUAAACUCACUAGUGUCUGCAUUGCAAGUAGGCACUCAGAGCCAUGGUGGUCUUGGGAGUAUUUUCUCCACAGCAUAUCAUCCUCCCUUCUGUUCCGACCCCUCAAACCCAAAUGCCCCCUCAAACCCAAUAUUUGACAAGGCGAAAAGCAUUGAUAUUUACUUCUUCUUCACUGCUUUCCUCUUUCAUAUAUAAUACAUCUCAUCAUCACUCUCCUGCUACUGCUACUGCCUUCCAAAUCGAUCAACCUCAACAAGAAGAAGAUACACUAGUUCACCUCUUUCAGGAAACUUCCCCCUCUGUUGUUUUCAUUAAAGACCUUGAGCUGGCUAAAGGCUCCAAUGACUCUACUAAGGUGCUAGCUAAUGACGAGAACGCAAAAGUGGAAGGGACAGGUUCGGGCUUCAUUUGGGAUAAGUUUGGUCACAUUGUAACCAAUUACCAUGUCGUUGCAAAAUUAGCUACUGAUCAAACUGGACUGCAGCGUUGUAAGGUUUCUUUAGUGAAUGCUAAGGGAGAAAGCAUAGCUAAGGAAGCGAAGAUCGUAGGUGUUGAUCCUGCAUAUGAUCUGGCUGUUCUCAAGGUUGAUGUUGAAGGUGAUGAAGUUAAACCAGUAUCCGUUGGCAGUUCUCGUGGCUUACGUGUAGGUCAAAGUUGUUUUGCCAUUGGAAAUCCCUAUGGAUAUGAGAACACUCUGACAACUGGGGUGGUUAGUGGAUUAGGCAGGGAAAUACCUGCACCAAAUGGAGCUGCCAUUAAAGGAGCUAUUCAAACAGAUGCUGCUAUUAAUGCAGGGAAUUCAGGUGGACCGUUGAUUGAUUCAUCUGGUCAUGUAAUUGGUGUAAAUACAGCAACCUUCACCCUCAGAGGCUCAGGUAUGUCCUCGGGGGUAAACUUUGCCAUACCGAUUGACACAGUUGUACGGACCAUACCUUUCUUGAUCGUUUAUGGAACAACUUACAAAGACAGAUAUUGAAUAUCUGUAGUCAGUAAGUUACUUCCGCACUAGAUGGUUUUGCUUGAUCCCUUCUGAUCCUUACUGCAGCUUUAGCGUGUUCAGUGCAUGGUAUCGAACUUGACAAAAAAGGCCAUGUUAUUAACUGCAACCUUUGUGGUGCUUACUCCAUAUUUGUUUUUUUGUUUUUUCACAGAAUAUGUAGAUUGAUUGGAUUCAAGAUGUUGUGAGCUUGCACUUAGUUAUAUUCAUUUCAUUUGUUCUCUCUGAAAUUUUCUAUGAAAGAUUAGACAAAGUAGAAACCAAUGAGAUCAAAGCUGUGUCUUGAGUUC